AUGUUUACACUCUUUUUCCAUUUUGUUGCAAGUAAUUGGACCGAAUACUUUCAAGGCAAUCCAGACACAAUCCUUACAAGUUAUAUAUUGCCUGAUUUUACGUUUGAAGGCAACGUAUAUUUUUCAAAAGCAUUAGUUUUAAACUUCGAUGCACAAGUAAUGGCAGCAACUGCAUCAGAUAAAUACAACCUGCUUAUUGAAAGCUCAUAUUUCCUUAAUAUCAAUGCUGAUAGCGCUGGAGCUACAAUUUAUUGGGAAACAGCUGGUAACGUACAAAUAGACCAGACAUGCGUAUCUAAAACAUUUGCUACUAUCCAAUAUCCUGGUACAUUCCUUUUUUACACUGGAGAAGGAACUGUCAACAUUUCAUUUGUUACAUCUAUUGAAUCUGGAAAACUUGAUGACUACGCUUAUAAUACGAUAUAUUUUAAUGCAACAAAAGGUAAUGUUGAAUAUUUUAACCAUACAAAUUCUUUUUCAUCUUCACUUCAAAUUACUUCAGCACAGAAAUCAAAUAUAACAUAUUCAAUAGUAGCUCAUAUGAACUUAACGAACGAUGAAGUACAUUUUCAAUUAGUUUCAUGUGAUCAAGUCGAUGUUGAUUAUUGUAAUUUUAUUAAUAAUUCUUUCGAGUUAAGCCCAAGCACUAUCCUUAUUUUCCAGAAUCCUGCAAAUUCUAGGCUAUAUAACUGUUGUUUCGUCCAAAAUAAAGUGUAUUACAUCGAAAAGAGAAGUUUGAGUGACAGUCCACUGCCAAUUUCGGGUAUUUAUGUUGAUAAUGGACUAUUUGAUGAGACAGUAUCUGGAAUUGUCACAACAUCUUCAACACAUGUUUUGAUUUUGUUGAAUACUUAUGAUUGUAGAGCGAAUUUCACUCCCACAGCAGUCAAAACUAAGAAUAUUGCAGUCAUUGCAUCAGUCAGUACCGCAGCAGCUGUUGCAGGUGGUAUUGGAAUUGGUACUCUCGUUUUUUGGAUUGUCAAGAAAGUAGGAACACAUUCUGUAGGAUACGCGGUCAAGAAAGCCAUGGAAGACGAUGAUUAUGAUGACUAUACAUACGAAUAUUCACAGGAAGAAUCUGAUAACAAUAAAGAAGACGAGAAAGAAGAACAAGAGAAAGAGAAAGAGCAAGAUAAGAAAGAUGAAGAAAAAGCAGAUAAUUCUGAUGGUUUGGGUAAAGAAUUAUCAGUUUCAGAUGAUGAAAAAUAG
Molecule: messenger RNA, 1209 nt
Organism: Trichomonas vaginalis G3
Lineage: Eukaryota; Parabasalia; Trichomonadida; Trichomonadidae
Exons: 1
Coding region: 1-1209 (402 amino acids)
Source: RefSeq, a predicted model, not a curated record